GCUUCGCUUUAUUUGUUCACAUAUUUCAAGAAGAGUUCAUUUCAGAUUAGUAUUAUUUUUAAUAAUGGACUUGGCUGAAACCAGCGACAAGUCAGUUCUCUGUUCUAACUGCGAGGAAUCCAAUUCCAUCGAAAAUCUUUACAAAUGCGCUCCGUGCAACAAAAUGGAUGGCAAUGAAAAACCAGUUGAUACGGGAUCCGUCGAAUACUUGUGCGACAUUUGCAUUGCUUCUCACGUGAAAAAAGGUCAUUCUGUGCUUGAUCACAGAAAUCUGCAACCCACCAUAUGCACUGAACAUAAAAUGAUCUGUCUUGAAUACUGCAUCACUUGUGAUGAACUAUUUUGUGGAAAGUGUUUAACGAAACACCGUUUUCAUACUUCCAAGUCGAUGGCCGAGAUGGCCAGCGAGGUUCGAUCGAAGAUUUUCAAUUUGUUAACUGUAUGGGAGAGCAACGAAAAGACUGCUCUGGAAAAACAUGAGUCAGUUUCUGCUUUCGUGAAUCAACAUGAAUCUGAAGUUGAAACUCUAGUUAAACAAGUUGAAGACAGAAUUGACAAACUAAAAGAAAAAGUGAUUGCAGAAAUAAGAGCGAAGCUUGCAGAGUUUAAGAAAUCGGAGAGUCGGUUCGAAGAUCACAUACAGAAAGUUGGUCAAACUCAAAAGGAAUUGCGAGGGCUGCUUAGUAUGUCUGAUGGAUCGAUGAUUGAAUCUUUCCGUACUCUCGAAACAAGUCUUGAUUCCUUGGGCGGCGAUCAUCGUGCUAUUGAAGUUUAUGAGAUGAAUACUAAUGCAUUUGGCACUACUGAAGGAUUCGAUGCUUUAAAUGAGAAACUCGUUCGUCAAGUGGUGAGGAACUUGAAGCUACCUGGCGUAGAAAGGGAACAUCAAAUCGUGCCGCCAUUUGGGAACUUUAAAGAUGCAUUUAAAUUUGGACUAGAGUCCACUGGCCAAUCAUCCAGCUUUAAAUUUGGAGUCAGCACCGCGGCUCCAAAUACUGAACAAAAGCCAACGGUCAGUGACCGAGCCAAUUACGACGAAAACAUUUUUCAGUCAAAGGACGUAUAUGUUCAUAAUGCGACAACAAAAAGAUCUACAGAGCAAACCACCGCUUCGACUUUCGCAUCGAUCAAGAAAUCAAAAGACCCUUUUCGUGAAACCGGUUUCGAGUCGGGGCUUUUCGUGAAACAGGCUUCGCCUCAAACAGCAGCUGGAAAUCUAUGCGGGAAAGGAGAAGCUAAAAUGCAACGUGUGGGGUCGUUAUUUGCCCGACCGAAGAGUGACGAUAUGCAGACUGCGAAUGAUUCAUUUGCUCUCAAGUUUGGACUUCAGCCAGGACAGUGGAGCUGUGGCGUUUGCUUCAUCCGUAAUAACGCAGAUGCUGUCAAAUGUGCCGCUUGCCAGACUCACAAAGACGGAAAGGCAGUCCCGGGAAGAGGGGGCACCGAAACUCUCCCGGACCUACGUGGGGCUUCGGAGGGAACCUUGUUUACAGUCGGUAUUGCAGAAAGUAGCCUUUCAGGCACUUUUCGCGACGCUGCUACAAAUGCCGGUACUAGCAAACAACCAGAUCAAACAGCCACAACAUCCAAGUCCUCAAUAUCGAAUAGAAGUAGAAGAACGGCUACCCCCAAACCCGGAGACGGAUCUUGUCGCUUAUACCCCCGUAAAUGGUGAAAAACAAAAAUGAAAGUUCUAACAACAAUAUUGGAUCGACAUUGCUGAGCAAGGCAAAAUAGUUAUAUAGGACUGGUAAAAACAAAGCUAAUUAGGCUUCUAAUUGGCUCGUUGUUCAAUUUUCUCUCCUCAGAAUUUGAUUAUGUUCCCAAAUUG
Symsagittifera roscoffensis is the source of this 1831-nucleotide messenger RNA. RefSeq lists its product as uncharacterized. Gene Ontology annotation, molecular function: ubiquitin protein ligase activity. Gene Ontology annotation, biological process: protein monoubiquitination. Bases 65 to 1675 code for a protein of 536 amino acids. NCBI's taxonomy places the organism in Eukaryota, Metazoa, Xenacoelomorpha, Acoela, Convolutidae. The record is from RefSeq and is a predicted model, not a curated record. The transcript has 4 exons.